CAGUAAAAUUAUAAAAAUAUAAGUACUUAGGAAUGAAUGAGUAAUGUUGCAAAUGCAAGCCCCUGCCACAUAGCACAUGCUGGGAGGUAGAAAACAAACAAAACAAUAAAUGAGUUUGACAAAUAAAUUGAAGAUUAGCCAAGGAAUGGCAGGGGUGAUAAUGCGGUGGGAAACAUUGGUUGAAAAUGGAAAGGAAAUGAAAAAGAAAUGGAGAGGGGUGAGGUAGGGGUCAUGCUCAUGCUGACCCUGUUGGUCUCCUCACAACUAUAUCUUCCCACGUUAGGAACGUAGAUGCUAAUGUCAGUCACUGUAUUUGGAAAGGCUUUGCAAGAGGAAGGGAACAACCAACUCUCUCUUUGCAUUUCACUCAUAACUUAACUCCUUUAAACUCUCGCUCCCCUCAAUCCUCCCUCUCUUUCUCUUAACCUUUUUUCUUUCACUAAAACCCCUCAAGGCUCAACUUUACCUGUUUCCUUUAUUUUGUUUGAUCUAUUGUGAUUUCAUUGGUCCCUUGCUAACAAGUGUGGCUAUAACAUAACUCUCGUGUACACAAGUAAGUACAUACAUGAUGUGGUUUGGAGUUGGUUUAUUUUUAUUUGUUCUCAAAUCUCUUUCUUUCCAACUGCACAAAUGGUGAUGAUGAUUCAAAAUGUGGGUAGCUUAGGGGACUAAUUUAAGCGAUGAUAAACAAGUUUGUCCAAACUGGGUAUUCUUCACUUUUAUUAAAAAUAAAAACUUCGGUCUAAUAUUUGGAAUCCGCAUUGGGUUCCAUAAGGACUAAGCGAGAAGCAUGAAGAACUUAUAUUGGUUUAAAGAAAUUUCUAACAACGUUAGAUCAGGGAGAAGGCUUUCACUUGGGGAAUACAAGCGAGCAGUGUCAUGGUCUAAGUAUCUGGUCUCAUCUGGGGCAGCCAUAAAGGAAGGAGAAGAAGAAUGGAGUGCUGAUAUGUCUCUGUUGUUCAUUGGAUCCAAAUUUGCUUCUGGCAGGCACAGUAGGAUUUACAGAGGCAUAUACAAGCACAUGGAUGUUGCAAUUAAGCUGGUAAGUCAACCGGAGGAGGAUGAAGAAUUGGCUGUUUUGCUAGAGAAGCAAUUCACUUCUGAGGUUGCUUUGCUCUUUCGAUUGCGCCAUCCAAAUAUCAUAACUUUUGUUGCAGCUUGCAAAAAACCUCCUGUUUUUUGUAUAAUCACUGAAUAUCUGGCUGGGGGUUCCUUGAGAAAAUAUUUGCAUCAGCAAGGACCACAUUCAGUUCCUCACAAACUUGUUCUGAAAUUGGCAUUAGACAUUGCACGUGGCAUGCAGUAUCUUCAUUCUCAGGGUAUACUUCAUAGGGAUCUCAAAUCAGAAAAUCUGCUGUUGGGGGAAGAUUUGUGCGUAAAAGUAGCAGAUUUUGGAAUCUCAUGCUUGGAAUCUCAGACAGGCAGUGCAAAAGGAUUCACAGGAACAUACCGUUGGAUGGCACCUGAAAUGAUAAGAGAAAAGCGUCACACCAAGAAAGUAGAUGUUUAUAGUUUCGCCAUAGUUCUAUGGGAACUCCUAACAGGAUUGACGCCAUUUGAUAACAUGACAGCAGAGCAGGCAGCAUAUGCUGUGACUCACAAGAACGCACGGCCUCCGUUGCCAUGUAACUGUCCAAGGGCAUUUAGUCAUCUAAUCAACAGAUGCUGGUCAAGCAAUCCAGAUAAACGACCACAUUUUGAUGAGAUAGUCUCAAUUUUGGAGAGCUAUACUGAAGCACUUGAGCAGGAUCCAGAAUUUUUCUCUACUUACAAACCACGUCCUAAUAAUAUAAUUCUUAGAUGCUUACCAAAAUGUAAUACUGCCAAUAAAUCUGCUUCUUGCAAAGCUUAGGAUUCUCUUUCCGAUAAUGUCACAUUAAUUGUAUUAAAUCAAUCCCAAGAACUAAUAUAUGUUUAAUUAAUAAGUAUAAUCACAUCUUCCAUAAUAUUGUUUAAGAAAGUAAAGCU
Messenger RNA from Cajanus cajan (pigeon pea), 1968 nucleotides. Its product is annotated as serine/threonine/tyrosine-protein kinase HT1. Gene Ontology annotation, biological process: protein phosphorylation. NCBI's taxonomy places the organism in Eukaryota, Viridiplantae, Streptophyta, Magnoliopsida, Fabales, Fabaceae. Gene Ontology annotation, molecular function: ATP binding; protein serine/threonine kinase activity. The record is from RefSeq and is a predicted model, not a curated record.